AGUCUCAAAGUUUUGCUUGUUUGUCGCCACUGUCAGCAAGCAUUCAGAAACUCUGUGUCUGUGUGCUUCGGCCUUUCUGGUGUACCACUCUGAGCCAAUUCAUCGCCAAAUACCUUACAUCUCUUUUCUGCUACCCUUCGUCUGCGCACAGCAUUUUCAAGUGUUCUCCUCCUUUCUUUUUUUUUUUGGUAGGGAGGGGCCUGAGGAGUGUCGUACUUAUCGUACUUUUUUUUCAUUUGCUUACGUUACUCUCACACACAAGCUGUUUCUCUCCCUGUCCAUUAAGAACACCGAUCCGAUGAUCCGUAGUCUGUGCCGCUACUCUUGCGUUCUGCCGCACCGCGUGGCCAGCGUGUCGUCAGCGUGCGGUGGGAGUACCGUUUCGCGCGGUCGCCUCCUCGCCGUCCCCUCCGCCCGCUGGCCACAGGGCGCUGCAGCCUACCGGUGCAGCGGCAUAUCGCUGGCCGGGCACAACGAUCAGCCCGUCGCCUUGUCGGCUCUCACCAGCUCCACCCGCCGUCUCUCUUAUGUCGUGAACUCGUCGAACUUCGAGACCGAGGUGAUCCAGUCACAGCAGGCUAUCUGCCUUGUGUACUACAUCAACAGUAGCAACUGCGCCGCGUAUCUCAAAUCGGCGGAGAAGCUCGUGGAUGCGGUAAACGCAGAGACCGCCGGGCUGGAGGUCGCAGACGCGACGGUGAGCGCUGCUUCCGCCACAGAAGCCGCAGAAGCUGGCCUCACCAUCGAGACAGAAAGUGGUGUCGCCGUAACAGGACCGAACUCAAGCGAUCCGACGUCGCCCCCCGCACCGCUUGCAAAGAUGCAGUGGUUGAAGCUGUGCACCAUCAACGCGGACGAGAACCGCAACUUGGCCUCCGCCUUCUCGGUCGAGCGCGCGAAGCUGCCCGUGACGUACUUCGUCAUGCAGGGCACGAUCAUCGAUAAAGUGGUCGGCCACGUCGCGGCGGGCCGCCUCGAGAGCAUUUUAGUGAAGUUUCUGGAGCACUACCAGAAGGAGAUGAACGUCGAUUUGCUGGCCCGACACAGCAAAGCCGGCACCGGCGGAAAGCCCGACGCUUCAACUAGCCCGCUGCCCUCAGCGGCCACUGCGGACCUUCUCCGUGGCACCUCCACCACCUACUUGCAGGACAAGAUGAUGAACGCGCUGGUUGGUACGGAUAUGAUCCAACUACCGGAGCAGGCGGAGCAACUUGACGGCAUACGUAGAACCCUGCAAGAGGCUAAGAAGAAGGCGCACGCGGAGUUGCAGGAGCUGUACAAGCAGCUCGGGAUGGACAUCCGGCGGCUGACCGAUGCCGAGAUGCACGCACACUACUUUAACUCGUCGCAGUUCCGCGCACUGGGCGUCAUUGCUGGGUUAGAGGCGCUCUACCUCGCGCGCUCCUACGCGACGCUCGGCGACGUCGCGCGCGCAAACGUGGAUUGGGCUCGCCGUGCCGUGCAGAAGGACUUUGCGCCGAUCCAAGGCGACCCAACGCUGCGUCGGGUCAUGGCGUUGGUGGAGGUGAAUCUUGUUCGAGGGGAGCUGCGUACCGCCGCGACGCUCGCCGCGCAGGAUGCGAACCGUCUCCGCAGCUCUUUGGCCGCCAUGGAUACCGAUGACGUGAUGAAUGCGCAGCACCAUUCGGCGUUACGGGAGAUGGAGAUGUUUAUUGCAGGGCAGAGUCAGUACUGCCUCGACAUGCUGCGCAUCAUGGACGAGCACGUCGACAGUCGCACACUCGACAGCAGCGAUUUCCCUUCUGCGGUGAUGGAUCAACUGUUUGAGAUGCUCAAGACGAACCUGAAACUGAGCCGCACGAAGCUGCCAGUCUCAUCGGCAGCAGCAGCAUCAGCGAAGCAGCAGCAACAAGGCCAGGGUGCGGAGGAUAAAGUUGUAAUGACGGACUUGCUGGAGGGCAAAGAGCUGGACACGACGGCGAAAAGGGUGUUUACAGCGCAGGCGCGUGUGCCGCAGAUCCGCGCUCUCAUUACGUCGCUCGUGCAGCUGUACCCGACAGAUCCGGCGGCGCAGGCGGCGCGGUCGCGUCUGUCGUCGUUACUGUACUAG
Molecule: messenger RNA, 2071 nt
Organism: Leptomonas pyrrhocoris
Lineage: Eukaryota; Euglenozoa; Kinetoplastea; Trypanosomatida; Trypanosomatidae
Exons: 1
Coding region: 299-2071 (590 amino acids)
Source: RefSeq, a predicted model, not a curated record